Molecule: messenger RNA, 830 nt
Organism: Phoenix dactylifera (date palm)
Lineage: Eukaryota; Viridiplantae; Streptophyta; Magnoliopsida; Arecales; Arecaceae
Source: RefSeq, a predicted model, not a curated record
ACACGUGUAACAAACACCGACAGAUUUCUUCCGUCUUCCCCUCUUCCGUCUCCUAAAUCCUCACAUCCGGGGCCGAAGAAGCAAAGAAACCGAAGCCAACUGAGAGCUCUCGGCCUCCGCCAUGGUCUCCUCCGCCACGAGGGUUGCUCUCCGCGUCGCCGCCGUCGCGGCCAUCCUCCUCCUCGCGUUCUACGUCGGCCGCCCCCUCUACUGGAAGCUCUCCGCCACCAUCCACGAGAUCCGCGAGAAGCGCCAGACCGUCAAAGAAGGGAUCUCGCAGUUCGUUCUGGAGGCCCAGAAGACGGUGGGAUGGGUCCACGACGAGUCCGACUCGGGAUCCGACGUUAAUCGGAAGGCUUCCGUAUCUACCAGUCGCCGGUUUAUUCGAAAAUGAUCAGGUUUUCCAUCAUCUGUAGCUAGCUGUUCUUCUUCUUGUUGUUGCCGUCGUAAAUUAUGCUUCUUUCCCUUUCCAUCUUCUCCAUUAUGUGUUAAUAGAUCUGAAGGAAGUGAUGUUGUUAGGUCCAAGAUUAGUUCUUUCUGAGCAUAGUCGGGUUGUCAUUCUGUUAGAAAUUGAUAUGGUCUUGUAGUUCUGUAAUAAUAUUUAGAGCAUCAGUUGGGUGUAGUAAGGAACCAAUUGGAGCUUCUGUUGCUCUAUAAUGGAUGUUAGAUUUUGCUGAGUGUCUAUGGUAGGAUGAUGUGCUUGUCCUGCAUGGAAUGCAGAAUUUUCUUUCAUUUCUGUAAUAAGUGGGCCGAUAUUGUGUACUGGAUUUUUGUAUUGUUCUGAAGUUCUCAGUUAUAUAAUAUGAGCUUAAUGUAAUGGCGUUUUAUGA